Messenger RNA from Necator americanus (New World hookworm), 312 nucleotides. RefSeq lists its product as uncharacterized. Lineage: Eukaryota; Metazoa; Nematoda; Chromadorea; Rhabditida; Ancylostomatidae. The record is from RefSeq and is a predicted model, not a curated record. The transcript is spliced from 2 exons. The coding region runs from base 1 to 312 and encodes 103 amino acids.
AUGAAGUGUGCAGCAAGAAAUCACAAGACCGGUGAUUUCAACCAAGAGAAGCGUUUGAGAAGAAAGUUGCGUCGUCAACUGCAACAAGAUCGCGAUAACGGAUGGAAAUCAAGAACGAAAGAAUUUGAAAAGGCAUGGAAGGACAAGAAUCCGCAGAAAGCCACCAAGAAGUUUGAAAAAGAUAUCAUCGAACCGAUCGAGACGAGACGAUGCCAUAUGUUGAACGCCGUCUAUGAAACUGGAGAACUGUUCUUUGGAACAUGCGACAGCGGAGGAGUUGGAGGAGCUGUGUCAGCACGAGCACCACAAUAA